AUGCAUGCAAUCAUCGCUGCUCUGCUUGCUGGGCCCAUUGUUGUGCGGUUUCUUUUCCGUCUUGUCUCUGCUGCUAUUAAUCCUGAGGAAUUAUUCAAGGAGCCACCAGGACCAACACCGCACCCUUGGAUUGGAAACUUGCUGCAGCUGGACCUUGAGAGGCCUUACAGAAGCCUGUAUGAGCUCUCGAAGAAGUAUGGAUCUGUGUUCACUGUCUACUUGGGACACAAAAAAAUGGUGGUUCUGGCCGGGUAUGAGGCAGUGAGAUUGGCUGUGGACGGCUAUGAGCAACGUAAUUCUCCUUUAUUGAAGGAUCUGAACCCAGGAUGUUAUGGAAUCAUGUUGGCAAAUGCCAUUGAAGUCUUUGGGAUGCCACAAAGUAUCUCUGAGGAGCAAAUCUUGGAGGAAUGUGGACAUCUGAUAGAAACGUUUAAAGAACACGAAGGGAACCCGUUCGAUACAACUGAUCCUGUGAAUUAUGCAGUUUCCAAUGUCAUUGCAUCGAUUGUGUAUGGAAACAGGGUUGACUAUGGAGAUCCUUGGUUCAGAAUCGUAGUGUCUGGAGUCGCUCAGAAAACCUCUUUCGCUGGUUCUGCAACAACCCAGUUUUACAUGUUUCCCAGAACGAUCUGCUCCAUGCCUCAUGCUAUGGUAAAAAAUGGUGAAAAGGAUGCCAGAUUCAUGAAGGAUUUUGUGAAGCAUCUGAAAAGGACGCUGAACCCGAAUACGAGCCGAGGGUUGGUGGAUGAUCUUCUGCUCCGGCAGCAGGAACAACAGGAUGCGGGUGUUCCAGUUUCUCUGUACACUGACCAGAACUUGGUGUCCUUGGUGGAUGACCUGUUUGCUACAGGAACCACCACAUCUGCUACCCUGAGAUGGGCAUUGCUGUUUAUGGCCAAAUAUCCACAGAUUCAGGACCAGGUCCAGGAGGAGCUGGACAGGGUGCUCGGAAAUGGUUGCAUCUCUAUGGAGGACCGGCAGAAUCUUCCAUUCACCAAUGCUGUGAUUCAUGAGACCCAGAGGAUGGCGAACAUCUACCCCAUGGCCAUUGCUUACCAGACCACCCAUAACAUUUCCUUCCAGGGAUACUUCAUCAAACAGGGAACAACCGUGUUUUCUCUGCUGACUUCUGUCCUGUAUGAUGAGAGUGAAUGGGAGACUCCACACACCUUCAAUCCUGCUCAUUUCCUCAAUGAGGAGGGCAAGUUCAUCCAGAGAAAUGCCUUUGUGGUCUUUUCCAAAGGCCGCAAGAUUACUCUUGGAGAGAGUCUGGCCAACAUGGCGCUGUUCCUCCUCUUCACCUCCCUCCUGCAGCGCUUUCGCAUCACUCCUCCAAUUGGAGUUUCAGAGGAUGACCUGGCUGUGACUCCAACUGAAGGAGCUCCUCCACCUCACCAGCUGUGUGCCGUCUGCCCUGCUCUGAUGGUCUGCUCUUCAUGCUGGGACAGCAGCUCUAAUGAAUCACGUAAGGAACCACCGGGACCAAAGCCGCUGCUUCUGGUUGGAAACUUGCUGCAGCUGGACCUUAAGAGGCCCUACAGAAGCCUGUAUGAGCUCUCAAAGAAGUAUGGAUCUGUGUUCACUGUUUACUUGGGACCCAAAAAAGUGGUGUUUCUGGCCGGGUACAGGGCAGUGAAAGCAGCUGUGGCCGGCUACAAGCAUUGUCCCUGUUAA
Acanthochromis polyacanthus (spiny chromis) is the source of this 1674-nucleotide messenger RNA. RefSeq names its product cytochrome P450 2K1-like. The record is from RefSeq and is a predicted model, not a curated record. The transcript has 13 exons. Gene Ontology annotation, molecular function: heme binding; oxidoreductase activity, acting on paired donors, with incorporation or reduction of molecular oxygen, reduced flavin or flavoprotein as one donor, and incorporation of one atom of oxygen; iron ion binding. NCBI's taxonomy places the organism in Eukaryota, Metazoa, Chordata, Actinopteri, Pomacentridae. Bases 1 to 1674 code for a protein of 557 amino acids. Gene Ontology annotation, cellular component: intracellular membrane-bounded organelle; cytoplasm. Gene Ontology annotation, biological process: xenobiotic metabolic process.